UAAUAAAAUUUCGCGAAAUCAUCUUUUUCGACUUGUUGUCAAAGGAAUUUUUUUCAUUCAUCAAUUUUUUGAAGUUUUUUUUUAAAAAAUUUAAAUUUUAAAAUCUGAUUUAGAUUUUUUUUUCUCAACUGAUCGAUUAUCAAAUUUUUUUAGAAUGGGACAAAGUCAAUCUGGCGGUGGUUCUGGCUCGGGUGGUGGUGAUAAAGAUGGUAAACGUCAAAAACGUGAACGUCCUCCACCACCACCUCCAUCAACAAUUCGUGGUCGUAAACGUAAAGGUGGAAAAGGUCCUGAUGCAGCAUCGAAAUUGCCCACCGUAACGCCACAUACUCGAUGUCUUUUGAAAUUGCUCAAAAUGGAACGAAUACAAGAUUGGCUGUUGUUGGAAGAAGAAUUCUUAAAGAAUUGUAAUGCUGCCAUUCAGGCCACUCAAGAUAAAGAUGAUAACGCAGAUGAUGAACGUAGCAAAGUUGAUGAUCUCCGUGGUACACCAAUGUCCGUCGGAAAUUUGGAAGAGAUUAUCGAUGAUAAUCAUGCUAUUGUUAGUACAUCAGUCGGAUCAGAACAUUAUGUUUCGAUAUUAUCAUUCGUCGACAAAGAACAGCUUGAACCAAAUUGUUGUGUUCUGUUGAAUCAUAAAGUGCAUGCUGUUGUUGGUGUUUUAAGUGAUGAUGUUGAUCCAAUGGUAAAUGUGAUGAAAUUAGAAAAAGCUCCACAAGAAACCUAUGCCGAUAUUGGUGGUCUAGAUCAACAAAUUCAGGAAAUUAAAGAAAGUGUUGAACUGCCUUUAACUCAUCCAGAAUAUUAUGAAGAAAUGGGUAUACGACCACCAAAAGGUGUGAUACUUUAUGGACCACCUGGAACCGGUAAAACAUUGUUAGCCAAAGCUGUUGCUAAUCAAACAUCGGCAACUUUUCUACGUGUUGUCGGUUCGGAAUUGAUUCAAAAAUAUCUUGGUGAUGGCCCGAAAUUGGUACGUGAAUUGUUUCGUGUGGCUGAAGAACAUGCACCAUCUAUUGUAUUUAUAGACGAAAUUGAUGCUGUCGGUACUAAACGUUAUGAAUCCAAUUCUGGAGGUGAACGUGAGAUUCAACGUACCAUGUUAGAAUUAUUGAAUCAAUUGGAUGGCUUUGAUUCACGUGGUGAUGUUAAAGUCGUAAUGGCAACUAAUCGUAUCGAAACAUUGGAUCCGGCAUUGAUUCGUCCCGGUCGUAUUGAUCGUAAAAUUGAAUUCCCAUUACCAGACGAAAAAACCAAACGUCGAAUAUUCAAUAUUCAUACAUCGAAAAUGACAUUGGCUGAAGAUGUAAAUUUUGAAGAAUUAGUAAUGGCUAAAGAUGAUCUUAGUGGUGCCGAUAUCAAGGCUAUCUGUACUGAAGCCGGCUUAAUGGCAUUACGUGAACGACGUAUGAAAGUGACAGCCGAAGAUUUUCGUAAAUCUAAAGACAAUGUUCUUUAUCGUAAGAAAGAAGGUAUGCCAGAAGGAUUAUAUUUGUAAAAAAAA
Dermatophagoides pteronyssinus (European house dust mite) is the source of this 1504-nucleotide messenger RNA. RefSeq names its product 26S proteasome regulatory subunit Rpt2 (gene Rpt2). NCBI's taxonomy places the organism in Eukaryota, Metazoa, Arthropoda, Arachnida, Sarcoptiformes, Pyroglyphidae. The record is from RefSeq and is a predicted model, not a curated record. Gene Ontology annotation, molecular function: ATP binding; ATP hydrolysis activity.